UGAUCAUAUCCGCCCCCGAACUUUAUUCAAGCUCUCAUGAAGCUCUCAGCACUCUUGUUCGUCCUCGCCUCUGCUUGUACCGUGUUGGCUACACCCAUGGUGAGUCUAUCUGGUUGUAUGGGAAUUUUAUUAUUCGGUGCUAAUCUGUCCUCCGCACAGCCGGUGGAAACUGGUUUGGUAGCAAGAAAUCCAUUGCCUACUCCUCCAGACUGGAAGCGAGCUCCCCAGCCAACUGCAGACUGGAAACGGGAGGUGGAACAUCAUCAUCUUGCCCGACAAACUCCUCCAGACUGGUAAACACUCAAUACCACAGUGAUGAACGGGCAAGACCUUGUAUACAUCUACCCAAUUCAUCACUCUCCUUUGUUUUCCCGUAUUCAAUUU
Suillus discolor is the source of this 384-nucleotide messenger RNA. RefSeq lists its product as uncharacterized. The record is from RefSeq and is a predicted model, not a curated record. Bases 37 to 297 code for a protein of 86 amino acids. Lineage: Eukaryota; Fungi; Basidiomycota; Agaricomycetes; Boletales; Suillaceae. The transcript has 2 exons.